AUGGGAUACUGUGAUGUCAUAUUGUUUGGGUACUCUGCCAAUCUUCUCAGAAAGUCCUGCUACGUGAGCUACCAAUUAAAGMRAUCAGAUCGCAAAGAGCUGAUAGAACUUGGGAUCAGUUUAGUAGAAGAUGCAAGAAAUAUUGAAAAUGAAGGAAAUUCUUUCAAGGAAAUCAAGCAAAUUGUCACACCAUCAGGAUUAGAGAAUCUAUCUAAAACCUGGCAAAUGAAUCUUUUGGAAUUGUCCUUAAUGGUGAGGUAUUGGCUGAAGAAAUCAUCAGAAGAAAGUCCUGAUGGCAAAGAGUUAGAAAUUCUUGGGAACGGAGUUGAAGAGUACGCCAAAGAACUUCUAACCUAUUUACCGAGGAUCAAGAAUGAAAGCGGAUUCAUUUUUGCUUGUACUGAUCGAAUCACAUAUGCUGCAAUACGUUAUCAAUGCAAAAAGUUUCUUUCAGGCCCGACAACGCAGAAUUAUUUGAAGAAGUUAUGGACAAACGAUUACAAAAAUGAGAGUGAUACAUCAGCGAAAUGGAUCCUUGCUAAUCUGUUUGUUUUAUUUGAAGUUAUCUUUUUUCCAUUGAUAUUCGUGGUUUACGUAUAUGGCAUCAUUAAAGAUCUCACUGAAAAUCGUAGGAAAGAAGAUGGCAGUGAAGAUGCCAGUAAACAAGAUGAGAAUAAAGAUGCCAGUAAACAAGAUGAGAAUAAAGAUGCCAGUAAACAAGAUGAGAAUAAAGAUGCCAGUAAACAAGAUGAGAAUAAAGAUGCCAGUAAACAAGAUGAGAAUAAAGAUGCCAGUAAACAAGAUGAGAAUAAAGAUGCCAGUAAACAAGAUGAGAAUAAAGAUGCCAGUAAACAAGAUGAGAAUAAAGAUGCCAGUAAACAAGAUGAGAAUAAAGAUGCCAGUAAACAAGAUGAGAAUAAAGAUGCCAGUAAACAAGAUGAGAAUAAAGAUGCCAGUAAACAAGAUGAGAAUAAAGAUGCCAGUAAACAAGAUGAGAAUAAAGAUGCCAGUAAACAAGAUGAGAAUAAAGAUGCCAGUAAACAAGAUGAGAAUAAAGAUGCCAGUAAACAAGAUGAGAAUAAAGAUGCCAGUAAACAAGAUGAGAAUAAAGAUGCCAGUAAACAAGAUGAGAAUAAAGAUGCCAGUAAACAAGAUGAGAAUAAAGAUGCCAGUAAACAAGAUGAGAAUAAAGAUGCCAGUAAACAAGAUGAGAGUAAAGAUGCCAGUAAACAAGAUGAGAGUAAAGAUGCCAGUAAACAAGAUGAGAGUAAAGAUGCCAGUAAACAAGAUGAGAAUAAAGAUGGUGUCUUAGAGAGCUACUCAAAACRCUUYCACAUCCCRUAUUUCGUAUUUCUUCGAGACACCCUGAGCUAUGUAGCAUUACUUAUGCUUCAUAUUGCUGUGUGUGUACAGCCGUCUGGUCUACGAUUAAGUGUUCUGGAAUGGUUCAUCAUGGYGUUCUUUAUUGGAAGGUUUAUGCAAGAAGUUGAUCAGUCAACAUCAGAAAGAGAUGAAAUACACGAUUUAAAAACACGUUACUCAAAUGAUUUUUGGAACAAACUAGAUGUUGUUACGAUAAUCUGGUACAUCGUAACUUUUAUUUUCCGCAUGGUCACAUGGUCAUUGACGUCACAGCUCAUUGGGAAUGAGUGGCUCGUUGUUACUUCCUAUUUGUAUGGCAUUAACGCUGGUUUGCUAAGUUUGAGGGUCUUUGGACAGAUAAUGGAAGUGAAACAAGCAACUGGGACAAAGCAGAUUGCCUUAAUGCGCAUUAUCAAUGCCGUGUUUGUGAUCCUUGUGCAGAUGGUGGCCGCCAUUACAGGAUUUUCUUUGAUACUAACAAAAAUCUACGUCAGUGAGAUUUCAUACGUGGGGAAUAAAACAUCUCAUGGAGUCUGUUUAUCAUCUGAAGGACUUCUUUGUUGGUGGCACUUCUUCGAGUUCCUUGCAUGGUCUACCAUGGGUUCUAGCGAUCAAGAUUUGCUAACAUUGACAACUGGUGUGUCAAACUAUAUCAGYAAAACCAUUUACAUGUUGUUUCUUAUUGUUGCUGCUGUGAUGAUCAUGAACAUGUUGAUCGCCCUUUUAUCAAAUAUUUAUCAGUUGGUAGAGGAAAAUGCACGUGCAGAGUGGUGCUACAGAAAGGCGUGUCUUAUCAAGACWUAUUGUAAUUACCACACAGUACCAGUCCCCUUCAACAUCAUUACGCUCUUCAUCAAGCUGAUUUGUGUGAUUCUUUCAAAACUCGGCCGAAUCCAAGCAUGUUUUGGGAAGCCGUUUACGUUAUGGCAAGAAAUACGAAAAGCAAAACAGAAUGAAACAAAAAAUAAAUUGAUGAAAAUUGGCGAGCAGCUCAAUAAAGAGUAUCUGGCUGAGUUUGGUGAUUUCUUCCCCCAUCAAGAAUCGUUGGAAGAAAAGAUGCUAAAGAGAAAUCAACGGUUGCUGAGGCACAUUGUGAGAGAAGUUUAUUUAGAGGAAACUCAAUUAAGCAGAACAUCUAAUAAUUGGGUCGUUCUUGAUAAAGAACGACCUUUAACGGUGGAGAAUCAAAGAAUGUAUAUGCUCAAAAAAUGUUCUAAAGAUGAUCACAUCGGUGAAAACAAUGAAAAUUCUUGUAUUCAUUCUGUACGUCACAAUAAAAAAUUGUCGAAGGAGACUUCAGGAUUCGAGGUCCUUAUCGAAUCCGCUGGUAGUAAACGUUAUCUUGGAAUAGGACUAACCAGCGAGAACUAUGAAAAUACUUUUCCAGGGAAGAGCGACAACAGCGUUGGAUACAUCGUUGGAUAUGGAGAACAACCCGGUGUCUCACAUCUCAUCGAUGAAAUCGACCCUUUCCCGUACACUGGUGAUAUGAUAGGCUGCCGAGUAUUGUUUGACGAUGAAACGGACGAUGGGUAUUUAGUACAAUUAACCCGUAACAGACGACUGGUUGGAGAAGUUCGGGCAAAACCCUACAACCUCUUUCCUUUUGUGGCGAUAACUCAUCCAGACGUCAAAGUGCUAUUCAGGUUUGUAAAAGAUGAUCAGUCAACUUACAACGAAAAAGAUGAUUAUUCAAAUCAAAAAGAGAUCAAAGCUUUAAGUCAGGAAAUAGAAGAAAUGAAAAAAGUCUGUCAACAACUUCAGAGUCAAAACGAGGAAAUAAAGGAAAUAAAACAAAUGCUUCAGCACGUCUAUCGUAGUAUGCUGCCAUCUGAUAGAAAAGAGUGGGAGAUUUUUGUGUAGAUUUCUGGCUGUAAGUUUGUAUCAGAACGUAUCAACAAACAUUGCGCAAUCCUUCCUUCGCCUCGAAGAUAAAAUAAACAUUUACCAAAGACUCACAAGUUUAGCAAAUUAUCCAACCGAAACAACUUAACAGUAAGCUGCACUGAGGUGCAUGCCAAACAUGAACAGCACCGUUUAAAGCAUUGGUUUACCAAGCUAUAGUCUCAUACCAACGUCAGCCGAAACAAAAAAUCUACAAUUUGGAAUGGCUGAUCUGGAAUUCGGCAAGAUAUAAAACGCAAAAUUAGUCAUCUUUCAACAACCACAAAACUAUCCUACAAAACCACGUUAAGCAAACACGUAUGGGACUUGAAGAACAACAACAUCGAAUACCAGAUAAAAUGGCAAGCAUGCUAACUCAUACUAUGGAAGUCCAACAAGGUGCAGCCUGUGCCUUGCUUAAAAAACGUGCAAAUAAUUCUAAUGGAGAAGAAUCAAGUACUCCUUACCAAAAGAACUGAAUUAAUAUCAAAAUGCAGACACAAGAAUAAACAUUACAGUAGUGUGCACCACUUACCACUAUUUACUACAAAAUAGUGUUAGUUAAACAAUAGAAUUAGCAUCAUUUAGCAGUAUUUAGUGGUAUUUAUGUUGCACAGUUUUAGUGUUUGUACUAUAACCACGUAAUGCGUAAAAAUAAGUUAACUGCAAAGUACUUUUAACCACGUGUAUAUAUAACCACUUUUACUCCGACGAAGGUUAACGUCCGAAACGUCAGUAAGUUAUUUCACAACUUUUUUUACGGUGUUAAAUUUAUCUUUUUACA
Exaiptasia diaphana is the source of this 4030-nucleotide messenger RNA. RefSeq lists its product as uncharacterized. Gene Ontology annotation, biological process: regulation of cytosolic calcium ion concentration; manganese ion transport; calcium ion transmembrane transport. Gene Ontology annotation, cellular component: membrane; cation channel complex. Gene Ontology annotation, molecular function: store-operated calcium channel activity; inositol 1,4,5 trisphosphate binding. The transcript has 17 exons. The record is from RefSeq and is a predicted model, not a curated record. NCBI's taxonomy places the organism in Eukaryota, Metazoa, Cnidaria, Anthozoa, Actiniaria, Aiptasiidae. The coding region runs from base 1 to 3225 and encodes 1074 amino acids.